CGUCUCCCUAGUCGAUUUCUAUGCGUUCUUGCAACAAAAACUGGAACCAUCACUAUGCGUCUCUAUAUUCGCGCCUCACAUUUCCCGCCAUAAUACUCCAGAAAAACCCUCUGUUCUUCACAAAUCCUAACCACAAAAUGGCUUCCGCGAAAGCCAUUACAGAUUUCUUCCCACCGGCAAAACGCUCCAAAGGAGCAGCGGCAGCAGCUUCGUCCCUGGAAUCUUCUUCAAAAAAAAGUAUCCUUUCGGUUUCCCAAAAACCCACCACCAACGCCGUUCCAUUUCCAUCUACCACACCAGAAUCGGUUGACGGUAGUGGAGUUCAGCUUUCACCUUCGUCGAAUCUCAACGAGGAACAGAAACUUAGGGUUCAGUUCAAUCAAUCCCUAGCGAAAGCCAAACGCAAUCUCAAAAUUUGUGCUGGGAGAGUCUCGAAAUCCACUUCAGGUGAGGGGUUAGGGUCUAUGAAACUGGAAGAACUAUUGGUGGAAGAAACAUGGUUGGAAGCCCUUCCUGGAGAGUUUCAAAAACCCUAUGCCAAGAAAUUGAGUGAAUUUGUAAAGGCUGAAAUACAAAGCCCCAUACCAAUCUACCCUCCUCAACAUCUGAUCUUCAAUGCUCUGAAUUCAACCCCAUUUGACAAGGUCAAAGCUGUCAUCAUUGGUCAGGAUCCAUAUCAUGGACCUGGUCAAGCCAUGGGUCUUUCUUUCUCUGUUCCAGAAGGUAUAAAAGUACCUUCAAGCUUGGUAAACAUAUACAAGGAACUUCAACAGGAUUUGCAGUGUUCAAUACCUUCUCAUGGGAAUUUGGAACGAUGGGCUGUACAGGGUGUUCUGUUGCUCAAUGCUGUUCUCACUGUUAGGCAGCAUCAAGCAAAUUCUCAUGCAAAGAAAGGGUGGGAACAGUUUACUGAUUCUGUAAUUGAGACAAUUUCUAGAAAGAAAAAAGGAAUUGUUUUUCUUCUUUGGGGAAACUAUGCUCAAGCAAAAUCCAGGUUGAUUGAUGAAAGCAAGCACCAUAUUCUGAAAUCAGCACAUCCUUCUGGUUUAUCUGCUCAUAGGGGAUUCUUUGGAUGCAGACAUUUUUCUCGUACCAAUAGAAUCUUGGAGGAAGCAGCUACUUCUCCCAUUGAUUGGCAACUUUAAAUUACUGGAUUUGGCUCUAUUUUUGGAAACAUUUAUACAAUUUGAAUGUUGUUAUUAAUCAAAAUGUUUCAUUUUGUGUGGUUAAGUUAUCUACCACAUAUCCAUCUAGAACUUGUAUCUGAAACAUAUGACACAACAAAAAAGUGUCUGUGUUAAAGAUUAAUCCAUACAUUAGAGUUGAUUGAAACAUUCUGGCAUAACAAACUAUAUUAAGUAAAAUACCUAAAUUACCCCCC
Messenger RNA from Lactuca virosa, 1381 nucleotides. The record is from the annotation of a GenBank genome assembly. NCBI's taxonomy places the organism in Eukaryota, Viridiplantae, Streptophyta, Magnoliopsida, Asterales, Asteraceae.